Messenger RNA from Mus caroli (Ryukyu mouse), 492 nucleotides. RefSeq lists its product as uncharacterized. The record is from RefSeq and is a predicted model, not a curated record. NCBI's taxonomy places the organism in Eukaryota, Metazoa, Chordata, Mammalia, Rodentia, Muridae.
AUGCUUGUGGUCCUGCUCACAGCAGCCCUGCUUGCACUGAGCUCAGCUCAGAGUGCAGAUGAAGAUGUCCAGAGUAUAUCUGAUGUCCAAUCAGAACCAGCUCCUGUGGAUCAAACCCAGGACUCAAGUUCAGAUCCUUCUUCUACUGAUGCAAAUACAGUGAAUGUCCAAGAGGCUGAAUCAGCUCCAGCAGGAAAUGAGUCUUCUGCCAACUCUGGGAGUGGACAGGAACAGCAACAGCAAGCUCAGGAAUCCCAACAAGCAAAGGGUCAGGGGCCUUCUGACUCUUCUGUGAAAGAACAGGAAAGUCAAUCUGGAGAAGAAAAGGUAGAAGAGGUUAAAAAGGAACUCCCCUUCUCUCCUGAAAAGUCAGAAGAUCUACCACAACAUAUACUUCCAAAGAAGAAUCAUCCUAAUUUUCAGGUUGGAUCUGAACAUUAUGAAGCAAUUAGAAUGAAUAUAAUCAUUUCUGUUAUUUUGAAAAAUAUAUAA